GUUGCUGGCAUGCCUCCAUCAGUCGAGAGAAGAGUGUGGUCCCGUUAGCAUCGUGCAGUGUGUUUCGUCGGUUGGAUGCGCGUUUUAGUUCCCUGCUUUUGGGGCUGCUCUAUAGACUCACAGCAAAGUGAUCAAGAAGAGGGGUCGUGUGUAGGUGGUGCAAAACUGGAUGUACUUUUUUUGUGAGCGAACAUUUUCCACUAGACUGAACCCGGGAACCGUUUUACCGAAAUAAGCCGAAAAAGGUGCGUGUGGUGCAGUGGCAAUAGUUGACCAAAGUAGGACAGGUAUACUUUUAUCGGGUCGGAUCCUUUCCUUUUUCUGUUGGGCGAAUUCGAGCCCCCAUUAUUCGGUUGGAUCCGCCACAGUAGAAGUGUUGUUUAGGACCAGGAUUGUAGACGAAAAUAGAUUAUUCUGGGCAAACUAUUAGUUUUGUAUGCACGAAAAUAAGUCAAAAGUCACAUACAGUUUGUAGUAAAUAUGAAUAUAUAGUAAUUAGCAGUGAGUUGUGCAGUGUUGUUUAACGGAAGAAGAAUUGAAUACGAAGUAAAAUAGAAAAGUGCAAAAAAGCAAAUUGUGUGUGAAGAUUUUUACGAUAGCAAAGAUAUCGGAGGCUGAGAUCAAUUUGGACUAUUCAUCGACUUGCUGGUACAGUGUGUUUGUGUAUUUGUGGCUGUGUACUGUAGUGUUGUUUAUGCGCCGUGAGAGGAUACAAUCGUUGCAAAGCAGUCGUACCGAAGCUGAAAAGGAUUUGCGGAAACACAAACACCAAUAAACAGCCAGCAUAAAAGUUAUUUUACGACAACGUAGCAGCAGCAGGCAGGCAGGAAGGAAAAGGUGACUUGGAUUAUGUCUACAACAUUGCGCCACUGACAUCAACAACAGCACCAGAAGCAGCAGCAAACAGUACUGCAAAAUUAGAACCGACAGGAGCCAAACAACCAAGAUAGUUGCAUCGGAGACCCUCCCACCAGCUGGCCAACGGCACCGCACCGAGACGAAGAGCGAUACUCAAAAAUGGCAGUUAAAAACGACCUCUUGAGAAUAGAUUUGCUUUUUUGUCGCCAGCAGCCACAGGAACGACACUACCAGUAGAAUUGCGGUGGUAAAAACUGGAAUUUGUUUCCGUGUCCGCCGAGCAAUUUUGCGGUACACGUCGGAAGAAUACGAAGAAAAAAGGAAAAGUGUCAACCCGGAACUUUGAUCUCCCUUGUCGUCUUGGCUGUGGUUGUGACUUGUUUUCUCAAGAGCCAUUCAGCGGCGGCAACUCAUGCAAAAAACUAUCUUUAGCAAUCGUAAGAUUCUCCCCUUUAAAUGCGGCGUUCUUUAAAGGUAGCAAAAUGCCACAGAAAGUGAAAAACAAAGACAAAGGUGGGAAAUAAUUAAUUCCUAGGAAAAGUCGACUAGCGGUAGCGGCCUUCUGCGCUGGCUUGCUAUUCACCAAAAAGGGUUUCCAAUUAUCUAGAUGACUGUAUUACCGUUGAUCUCAUUCGCAUCAGCGCAUUCCUAGAAGAACUCUCCGUCAACUUUACAACGGCUAUCGCAAAACACUAACGCAUCAAGAAAUCCACAAAUCAUCUUAACAAUAACAAGCGCAACUGCAGCAUUUAACUCGUGCCAAGAAAGUCGAGAAAUUAACUCUAAGCGAAAAAUUCGUUAUUAUAGUGGGUAUGAUCCCGUAGGACAGCGAAACAACAAGGAACGGAACGCACAUAUCCGAUCCCCCGAAAAGUAACAAUAAACACAAGGACAGAUUCACUGGUGCCUGGAGCCGGAAGCCAACAAUAUCUUUGAAAUCAUUACCAAAGGCCGCAGGCGCAAAUACGUACGUUUUAGUGUGUUUACACAAGAGUAGCACAACCAACCACGGCCCCCUUUUUAAACGGCGCCAUAGGGGUCAAAAUUAGUUCCCUUUCGAAUCAAGUUUUAGCACGUUAGUAGCGAAUUUUAACACACAGCAGCGAAAAGAUGGGUAACAAAUGCUGCAGUAAACGUCAGGAUCAGGAACUGGCCCUCAGCUAUCCGGGUGGGUACAAGAAAGGCGAGAGCUCUUUCACAUCCAACCUGUCCGGGCCGAAGCACAACAAUGGUGGCGGCGGCUCGCUAGACUCCCGCUAUACUCCGGAUCCGAACCGGGGACAGCUCGUCAAGCAUCCCAAAGGCGGAGUGGACAUCAUCCGGCCGAGGACGACACAACUUCUACCCGGCCACAGCACCCGGCGGAUAGUGGUGGCCUUGUACAACUACAAUGCCCGCGAGGAAACGGAUGUCAGCUUCGUCAAGGGCGACCGGAUGGAGGUGCUGGACGACACCGAGUCCGACUGGUGGCGCGUGGUUCACCUCAAAACACGCCAGGAGGGUCUCAUCCCGUGGAACUUUGUCGCCGAGGACCGAAGCGUCAACAGCGAAGACUGGUUUUUCGAGAACGUUUCGCGAAAGGAAGCCGACAAGUUACUGCUGGCGGCGGAAAAUCCCCGAGGCACCUUCCUGGUGCGACCGUCGGAGCACAAUCCGAACGGGUUUUCGCUAUCGGUUAAAGACUGGGAGGAAACCAGAGGCUAUCAUGUGAAGCACUACAAAAUCAAACCGCUAGAUAAUGGAGGUUACUAUAUCGCAACGAAUCAAACGUUCCCCUCGCUACCGGCGCUUGUGAUGGCGUAUUCCAAAAACGCCCUCGGUUUGUGCCAUGUGUUGUCGAGUCCCUGCCCGAAACCGCAACCACAGGUGUGGGAUCUUGGUCCGGAACUUCGAGACAAGUGGGAAAUCAAUCGGAACGAAAUUCAGUUAAUUCGCAAAUUAGGACACGGCAACUUCGGCGAGGUGUACUACGGCAAGUGGCGUAAUAACAUCGAAGUUGCGGUCAAAACUCUACGCGAGGGUACCAUGUCGACGCAAGCUUUCCUCCAGGAGGCGGCGAUUAUGAAGAAAUUCCGUCACAGUAGGCUAGUCGCGUUGUACGCAGUCUGUUCCAAAGAAGAACCGAUCUACAUCGUCCAGGAAUACAUGUCCAAGGGAAGUUUGCUGGACUACCUGCGAACAGGGGAUGGUCAAUUUUUGCAGUUCGAGGAUCUGAUCUACAUCGCAGCCCAGGUUGCUUCCGGUAUGGAAUACUUAGAACUGAAACAGUUAAUACACAGGGAUCUAGCCGCUCGUAACGUACUGAUUGGGGAGAAUAAUGUAGCAAAGAUCUGUGAUUUCGGACUGGCCCGGGUGAUAGCGGACGACGAAUAUUGUCCGAAGCAGGGCUCCCGGUUCCCGGUCAAAUGGACCGCCCCGGAGGCUAUCGUGUACGGUAAAUUCUCUAUCAAGUCGGACGUCUGGUCCUACGGUAUCCUGCUGAUGGAGCUGUUCACGUACGGCCAGGUACCGUACCCGGGAAUGCACAGCCGCGAAGUGAUCGAACAGAUCGAACGGGGCUACCGAAUGCCAAAGCCAACGAAUCAUCACCUGCCGGACGACAUCUACAGUCUGAUGCUCAAGUGCUGGGACGCGAUACCGGAGAAGCGUCCGACGUUCGAGUUCUUGAAUCACUAUUUCCAGAACUUUACCGUCACCUCAGAGGUGCCCUAUCGAGAGGUGCAAGACUAAGCAGCUAAACAAGUCUGAGACGGUUAGAGAUUUAGAAAGGAGGGCGGUAAGGGUUAACGAAUGGGAAUCGCGAGCGGGUGUCCUACUACACUAGUAAACUUAACUACUGAAUUACACUCACAAACACAUAUACAUAUACAUAUACAUAUAAAGACAAGAUGGGUGAGCAUCUCGUGUAGAAAUAAUCAUCCACUCACAACAUAUACAUACACCAUCACACUUACACACACAUACAUCAACAUCGCUUUACGUUGCAAUUGUAAUCGUAUAAUUAGAUCGACAAAGCUGUGUUUUAAUCGGUAGGCUAGAGGGCUGAGUCAAUGAAUCGAGAGUUUCGGUUUUAGCGAAGGUACCGAAAAUUAGCAAAACGGUACAAUUACAUCACUUUACCAAUCGUGCAUCUAUAUGCUAAGGUAGCUAUCGUGGGGUGGGGCUCGGAGUAGGUGUGCAGUUUUCAGUAGGAAAACUGCCGUUGUAGGUAUUAGCAGUCAGUAAGUAGGUUUGGUUUGAACUAAAAAAAAAACACGAGUACCAAAUUUCAUCAGGCUGUUGUGGUUUUUUUCUUCCCUUUUUCUGCACCGUUUUUUUUUUUCUAAAAGUUACUCACGGAACGUGUAAUCACCUAUUGAGAGCUCUAGUACUUCUAAAUAAUUAUCAUGUUUAGUUGAGGGGUACUUUCAGCAGGAUUUUUAUGCAAUAGAAAAUCCUCACUAGUAAAAAAGUCAAUCACAGUUAUAAUAAGCUUUUUUACUUAUUUUCGAGGCACUAACUUUGCAAAUUAGUUUUGUUUGCAGCUCCGUAGGAAAGGUUGGAUAAUUUGUACCUACCUACUGGAAAGCUCCCAAUAUCGCGAAAAAAACAAUCAAUAUUAACGCGGUUACCAACUCUCCCCUACGCAUGCGAGGAAACGUCAAAGAACCAACGGUUGGUUCCCAAAGGAGGCGAUGUUGGGUACGCUGUUUCAAUAGGCGAUCUGACAGCCACUUCUACUCCCUGAAGAAAUUAGAAGAGAAUGAUUAUUGUUCUACUUUCAAACAAGUAGGCGUUUUUGACAUGUAAAUCAAACCUAACAUCCAACAAAGUUUAAUUCAGAACUCAAUAAUAUCAAAAGUGGUGUUUAUUUUCUACACUUUUACCUGCAAACAGUGAUUCAUACAUAGUUGAAAAUGCCCGGCAGUGUUGCUUUUACCUUUUUUGUGUUGAAAUUUUUGGUAUGAAGUUUUUUGAUUUCUUCUACUGGUGGAUAUAGUUUCAAAUGAAUUAUCGAUUAUCCGUUUAGCAAGUUAAUUCUGGGUUCGAAACAAACUCGUGAGCUGUCAUCAAGCAUGAUACAUUUACUUUUCACAGAAAAAUGGUCUUCAUAGAGCAUUCGCACGCGAUAAGCUUAACACGUAUUCUCUUCUCAUUGAUGCAGCAUAACUUCAACUACGUACGCGAGAGUGAUGAGAAAAACAAGACGUGAAGUGCGGCAGACUUUUAGAUUUAGAGUAGCGCGAAAUAAAAACUAUGAGCAAGGAGAAAACCUGUACUAGUCGUCAACACACACACACACACAGAAUUUAUUCGUCAGCGCAGUGAGACCUUUUGUAAUAUAGUUUUCCCGUUUAGUAGUGGAAACAAGCAUCUAUUUAGUCAAAUUAUCCCUCUCUUCGGCAGGCAACAAAUGCAAAACAAACCAGUUAGGAAGUGCGUCUCAGACGCAAAAUCACGAACAAGUACCACAAACUGCCAUUUUUACAUUUAUCCACUUCUUAAUUAGUCUAAAACGUCUCUUUUUUCAUAUUAUAUAUAAAUUUUAGAUUGUAUCCUCGGUCUUAUCGAAGGAAUGUGAAAAAGAUCAAGCUUACCUUUUUAGAGGGAGGUACUAAGGAAUCGUGAUUACAGUCAGGAUUUCGCUGCAAAAGAGGAUCUUAUAUCUCAAUAUUUUCUUUCUCCUAUUCGUUCGCUGUGACUUGUGAGACGAGUGGUGACCAAAUGGCAACCGUCCAGUCUAGCACAACAAGCUAUAUUCUGCGAACUGUAUCUUGAUUAUUUUAAGUAAAAAUGAAUAAAAGAAUGCUGCAAAAGAAAAAGAGGUGAUGUAGUAGAAUGCUAUGCCUGCAUUGGAAGAAUAAAUUAAAUUAUACAUAAGUAACCGAAGCAACUGAAGAAUCACUUUUACGACUAUUUAUAUUUAUAUAAAUUAAGUUACUGAACAUAUAAUUAGACAUACCUACCAAUUUACCUUUAUCGUUCGGUUUCGACUAAAAAACCUAUAAAGACGAAAGUGAACAAAAUGCAUUCAAAUUUUAUCUGCGUACGAAAAACAAAAACCUAAUCAUCAAACUGGAAGUCACAACUUUUACUCUCUAAUCUAUAUCUCUCAACCUAUCGAAAUCUAGAAAAGUGUACAUUGGAAAGAGGUAAUCUCGAACGCGAGAAGAAAACUAACAAGAAAGUGCGUUUCUGUCCAACUAAAGUAACAAAACAAAAAUGACAAUUACCAACACAAUACGGGGAUUAAAACCUCCACCUUUCAUCGAAGGCCGAUCCCUCGCACCAGGAAGGAAAACAUGGAACUACCACUAGCUACAGCAUAAAAACAAUUUUAAUACCUUUCCAUUCCAUAGAUACAACGCAACAAUACAUGAAAUUUAAAACAAAAAAAAAAGAUACAGAAUAAAUUUUUAACCCUGCGGACACAAGAAGAAGAAGACGUUUACAAUCGAAUCAAUUUUUACAAGCCAAAAUGUGCUAAGAAAAUUUUAUACACUCUAGCAAACGCUACCCAAUCUAAAUACAUACCCCAGAAAAAAAUAAUUACUAAAAGCACACUCCACAGCCCGUUGCAAUCAGUCAAAGAUGUUGUUAGUUUUUUUUUUGUUCAACGUUUUUCGUCUCAUCGUUUGGAAUAGAAAGGUUCGGCCAUAUAUACCUAGGGAAUGCGACCGACCGAAGGCAUAAGAGCAUGGACAUAUUCGAGCGUGCGCAACAAGUGACCGUAUUUUAGUGUUUUUAGAUACCCUCCAAGCGAUGUGAGCGAAAACUAUGCUAACCAGAAGGACAUGCGAACGAAGAGUACAGCGCAAAGACUUGAGCUAACAACCGCAGAGCAUGUCAAUACUAACGAGUAACAACAGAACAAGUAUAUAAUUCAUAAGCUCUAUUCGUAUAAGGCAAGACACAGACACACACACACAGAAAAUGACACAUACAAGCAAGUGGUAAAAACCAAUUCUAUGUUUAGUGGUUUGUUGUAUGAUAAACAAAAAAUAAUAAAAUGGAAAAACUUUGACAAAACAUUGGCCCCAUUGUGGAUUA
Molecule: messenger RNA, 6888 nt
Organism: Wyeomyia smithii (pitcher-plant mosquito)
Lineage: Eukaryota; Metazoa; Arthropoda; Insecta; Diptera; Culicidae
Gene: Src64B
Product: tyrosine-protein kinase Src64B
Exons: 6
Coding region: 1969-3588 (539 amino acids)
Biological process (GO): cell surface receptor protein tyrosine kinase signaling pathway; protein phosphorylation; innate immune response
Cellular component (GO): extrinsic component of cytoplasmic side of plasma membrane
Molecular function (GO): signaling receptor binding; non-membrane spanning protein tyrosine kinase activity; ATP binding
Source: RefSeq, a predicted model, not a curated record